CUCGUCGGCCACCAGAUUUUCCGGGGGCAAUUCCUUGUCGUCGUCCACUCGAUCCGACAAGUCUGUGUUGCAGUAGUCCUGAUUACGACACCAGCAGCGGACCUUCAAGAAAAAACGCUCUGAGUCUGAGUAAAAGCGGGGGGCAUGCUUAUUAUUUUCUAGUAAAAAUACAGCUGCAAAAAAUUGAAUAA
This is a messenger RNA of Haemonchus placei, 191 nucleotides long. Lineage: Eukaryota; Metazoa; Nematoda; Chromadorea; Rhabditida; Trichostrongylidae. The record is from the annotation of a GenBank genome assembly.